AUGGAGGAGGAGGAAAAGCCCCAAAUCCAGAGCUUGGAGCUGGUGGAGAAGCCUCAUGGCAGGGAGAAGCCACACAGGUGCUUGGAAUGUGGGAAAUGUUUCAGCUGGAGCUCCACCCUGAGGCAGCACCAGGUGAUCCACACUGGGGAGAGGCCCUUUGAGUGUGGGGAGUGUGGGAGGAGUUUCAGCCACAACUCCAUCCUGAUCCAACACCAGAGGAUCCACACUGGGGAAAAGCCCUAUGAGUGUGGGGAGUGUGGGAGGAGCUUCAGAGGAAGCUCAGCAUUGAUUCAGCACCAGGUCAUCCACACGAGGGAAUGGCCCUACACCUGCUUGGAAUGUGGGAAGAGCUAUGGGUGGAACUCUGACCUGAGAAAACACCAGCGCACCCACUCUGGGGAGAGGCCCUACGAGUGUCCUGAGUGUGGGAAGAGGUUUCACAGGAGCUCCGAUCUCCUCAAACAUGAGCGGAUUCCCACAGAGGAGAGGCCCUUCCGCUGCCCUGACUGUGGGAAGGGCUUCAAGCAAAACGCCAAACUCACCAUCCACCAGCGCAUCCACACUGGGGAGAGGCCCUACGAGUGUGGGGAGUGUGGGAUGAGCUUCUCACAGAGCUCUCACUUGACAGAACACCAACGGAGGCGCCACUAAGGGAAGCCCUGUGAGUGCCCCACGUGAGGGAAGAGCUUUGUGUGCUGCUCCAGCUCUGUCCCCCAUGAGACGAUCUACAUUGGAUGAUCCCCAGUGAGCGUUGUUGGGCAGAGCCCUGGUGAUCCAUGGUCCUGGUGAUCCGUGUUGGGAAGACACCUGGCUUGGAGGCUCCACAUCUUCCUGGUUCCCUGUGGGUAGCUAGAUAAACCCAGCAGCAGGAACAUCCAUUGGGACACAGACCUACAAUGGGAAUUCCUUGGGGAGGGCAGAUUUGUUGACUUUCAACCCCAUAAAAUCUUUUGCAUUCAAUCCUAUCUUCUGGUGACAUCAGGGAGUACUGAAUGGUGUUGAAGGUAUGUUCAGGGUGGACUAUAUGAUGUUUGUAUCCCCAGUCUGUUCUGUUUAUGCUUUAAAGCUUUAAAGUACCUUUAAGACUUUUCCUGAGAGUGAAGAGGGAGAGAAGAAAUGCAGAGUUUGUUUUCAGAAACUGCACUCACUCCUCCACAUUGCUGCUCCUGCACUGUGUUGUCUGCGGAUGGACAGACAGCGGGACAGAGCUCUCCUUUGCUUUUACUUAGUUUUAGCUAGCUGAGGCAAAGUAGUUCCCUACUGUGGGGUUUUUUCCCUUUUCUUUGGACCUGUUUAAACCUGCUCUGGCCUGAACACCAGAAGAGCAUGGGCAGAUCACACCUGUGGCCCACCAGGCCGGGCCUGGGCCGCGGCAUUUCCAGCACCAGAGGGACUGAUAAGGGACUGAGUGAGCUGAGCUACAGCCCACAGAGGGACUUGGUGAGUUUGUCUCUCUUUUAGAGCAGCAAGAGGUUUUAUUGUUUAAUAUUGUUUAGGUUUUAUUGUGUAAUAAACAGUUUUUUCCACUUUUCUUCAAA
Messenger RNA from Agelaius phoeniceus (red-winged blackbird), 1538 nucleotides. The record is from RefSeq and is a predicted model, not a curated record. Lineage: Eukaryota; Metazoa; Chordata; Aves; Passeriformes; Icteridae.